AAUUUGUAAAUUUUGAAGAACAAGAGGAUGUUAAUUGAAAUUAUUAGAAACGACAUAAAUCUGGGUUUCAUAUGCGUGAGUGAAUCAAAGCAAAAUCGAGACACAAACAACUUCAAGAAGUUUUUUUCUUGACCCAGUAACACUGGAAAGAAAGAAAGUUAUAUUCUUUUUGGUUUCACUGUUGGCAAACUCGACUACUAACAGACUUGGAGAUUCAUUAUCAAUUAGUGAUUAUACAAAGCAGAAGGUAUGGCUGGACAUAACGAGUCUGGUGGAUAUGAGAAGAAAUCAAGUGAAGCUGCAAAUGACUUACAGACGUUCAGUGCUGAAAAUUUGCAAAGUAACAUGAAAGUCAUAUAUUACAGCUGAACGUUUUUAUCUAUCAUUGGUGGGGUGAUUGCUGGGAUUUUGGGGUUCACGGGGUUGAAUGGAUUUAUCUUUUAUUUCCUUGUCAUGGCAACCACUUCAAUUGGACUCUUAGCAAAAGCAAAGUUUUCUGUUCACUCAUACUUUGGCUCUUGGAACCAGAUUAUACUUGAUGGCUUUUUCAGCGGUCUUCUGUCGUUCGUGCUGUUCUGGACAUUUGCAUAUGAUAUCGUGCAUAUAUUCUAACAAUGUCAUGCUACAUCUUCUGCGGAGGGAAAAGCCGAUGCUGUUUCUGCUUCUCGACAUGUUUAUAUACAUCAACCCGGAGUUUGAAUCCAUUUUAUAACAAUUAAAAGAUCACUUUUUCUUGAUUCCAAUCAAUAGUUUUGUUCUUCCUUUCAUUUUGCCAAAUUCUGGAUCAAUAGUUCCAUUCUCUUAGGCUAGACUUGAGAUGGCAAAUCCUUGAUUCUGCUUUCUGCAGUUUUGACCAUACUGAUGUUUUUUCUAUUUAAAUGCUGAGGAAUGCACAAUGCUUUUAUGUUUGAUUUUCA
This is a messenger RNA of Ricinus communis (castor bean), 917 nucleotides long. RefSeq names its product ER membrane protein complex subunit 6. NCBI's taxonomy places the organism in Eukaryota, Viridiplantae, Streptophyta, Magnoliopsida, Malpighiales, Euphorbiaceae. Gene Ontology annotation, biological process: autophagosome assembly; protein folding in endoplasmic reticulum. The transcript is spliced from 6 exons. The record is from RefSeq and is a predicted model, not a curated record. Gene Ontology annotation, cellular component: EMC complex; endoplasmic reticulum; membrane.